GAGUUGUCAUUGUCAAUUGUUUCUGGUCGGUGUUUAGCUCUGUGUUGUGUUUAGGUUAGGUCGGUCCUUCGAAAAGGAAAAAAAAUAUCUUUCUUUCAGUUUUGAGUGACGGCAGGGAAGACAAUCAUGUCGGCCCACAAGACAUUUAUUAUCAAGCGGAAGCUCGCUAAGAAAUUAAAACAAAACAGACCGAUACCUCAAUGGGUACGAAUGCGCACUGGAAAUACUAUCCGGUACAACGCUAAGAGGCGUCACUGGAGGAGAACCAAGUUGAAGCUGUAAGCUUACUGGCUGUUAGUAAAUAAAUAAUGUAAAAUCUC
Messenger RNA from Maniola jurtina (meadow brown), 320 nucleotides. RefSeq names its product 60S ribosomal protein L39 (gene RpL39). The record is from RefSeq and is a predicted model, not a curated record. Gene Ontology annotation, cellular component: ribosome; cytosolic large ribosomal subunit. The coding region runs from base 127 to 282 and encodes 51 amino acids. Gene Ontology annotation, molecular function: structural constituent of ribosome. Gene Ontology annotation, biological process: translation. NCBI's taxonomy places the organism in Eukaryota, Metazoa, Arthropoda, Insecta, Lepidoptera, Nymphalidae. The transcript is spliced from 3 exons.